UGACGUGUUGUCUUUUCCCGAUGUUAAACUACCUGCUCUUGUGGGGGAAUACAGUUUGUCCCCUGAAGGGGAUUUCGAGAAUUCGAGUUCCCAAAAGCGUUACAUAAAUCAACGGUCGCCAUUCAUGUGCCCUAUCUCGUUGAACGCGCCAGAAGACGCGCAUCAGUCUCAGGAUGAUGCUAAAGAUUUCUGUACAAGUUCAAUUUACUUGGACAACAUGUUUUUCUUUUUGCGACACUCGAGUGAGAAAAUACGCGCGCACUUAGAACACGAGUUUGUCUGCAGUCGAAAAGUAUUGGAGCUGAUUAUAUGCGCUCCGUACGAUUAUAAUAACAACUGGACACUGGCCGUAAGCAAGUAUCGUAAUACUAUAUACAUGUGUCAGCUACAAAACGAAGCUUUCGGAGUUCCACUUUUCGAUCAUGGGCAACUAAAGAAAGCCAUGUGGAUGAAGAAGCUGCGACAGCACUUUUUGGAAUCAAGGCCUCUCAAUGUGGGACAGAUCGAAGUGGAUCAGCAAACAAAUGAAUGUGGUCAAUUCUAUGGAGUGUUUUCCAUGGCUAUCAAUGGCAUGAGACUUUUGUUCGAUGCUCCAGUGUUGGCCAAUCGCUGUCCAAACACAAAUACAACGGAGUUUGUUGAUCUUCAGUUGCGUUCGGGCUCAAUGAACCGUAAGGAAUGGGCUGAAUACAAUCUCACUGAGGGUCUCAAGUUGUGGGCUCAGACCUUCUUGGUUGGCAUCCAGAACAUUUACUUUGCCUAUUAUAAUAGUGAGGGAAUUGUGCAACGCAUUAAGACUAAAACGGUUCGUGAGCUCUAUGAGGACUGUAGGAACGAUUGGUCUGCCAACUGGUGUGCCACUUUCUUAGCACGUUUCCUGGACACCAUCAGGAAGUUAAUGGCGACUGUGGAUUGUCCUGAUCUCGUUUAUAUGUUUGACUACGACGCAAAGAACGGAACUAUCAACUACCGAGUUGCCGAGGAUCGUAACCAGCAUUCAUUCAUACCAGACUGGUAUAAGAAUCAAUUGAGGAGUCUAUGACAAACUUUAGAAAUGAUAUGCUAAUCAGAUAAGAAGAGAAUUAUGUUUAUGUUUAUUGACAGCAUUAAUUGAAUUUCAAGAAAUCACACUAUUAAAUAAU
Drosophila innubila is the source of this 1142-nucleotide messenger RNA. Its product is annotated as protein cutoff. Bases 125 to 1042 code for a protein of 305 amino acids. Gene Ontology annotation, cellular component: nucleus; cytosol. The transcript has 4 exons. Lineage: Eukaryota; Metazoa; Arthropoda; Insecta; Diptera; Drosophilidae. Gene Ontology annotation, biological process: nuclear-transcribed mRNA catabolic process; NAD-cap decapping. The record is from RefSeq and is a predicted model, not a curated record.